AUGGCGGGAUUUGCGGCAACUGCCGCUACACGAAUCGAGAUCACUGUACCUUACGGUGGCAUGGCGAGGGCAGUUCGCAGUCCGCAGUCCAGCGCCAUUGUCAUUGACGAUGAGCCGCAAUUCAAUCCAUUUGACUCGUCUCCGCCGUGCGCACAGCCUUUUACCAAUGGAAACUUAACACCGAACUAUUCACUCCUCGCCCAAACGAACGCUAUUGUCGUUGAUGAGGAGCUCCGGUAUAGUUCUCUUGGCUCGUCUCCGCCAAUCGCUCACCCCUUUGCGUCUACUCUCAAUGCCCCGGAAAUCUCUCCUUUCCGCCAUGUUAGUGGCCCACCUCGGUUCUCGUACGCCAUUACCGUUGAGGUACCGCUCCCGGGAUCGAUUGAAGAGAAAGCUGGAGGCUCGACCUUCAACGCGAUAUCUAUUACUGCGGAAUCUGAUACGGAAAUGGACAUGGCUGACUGUGAAGAUGAUGAGGAUACGGACAUGAACUUUGAUGAAGACUACGAUACUAACUUUAUGCAACGUUCUUCAUCUGAGGAGGAGGAAGCUUGCGAUCGGUAG
Molecule: messenger RNA, 564 nt
Organism: Penicillium manginii
Lineage: Eukaryota; Fungi; Ascomycota; Eurotiomycetes; Eurotiales; Aspergillaceae
Exons: 2
Coding region: 1-564 (187 amino acids)
Source: RefSeq, a predicted model, not a curated record